CUACAGUACUGGGAGGUGUUUCCACUGUUGCUCCACGUUAGCAGCUGUAUGCUAAUCAGUGCUAAUCCUGAGGCUGGCAGGUGGCUGUAGUGGAGAGCGCACUGUUGGAAUUACGCAGCGACACGAUGCGUUAACCUCCGCUGAGAGAGAGAGAGGAGAGUCAUGCUGCUAAUCUGAGGGAUCUGCGUUAAAGGAGUCUAUUUUGAAACCCUUUUUGUUGCCUUUUUGUGCUCUGACAUGUUGUUGAAACACACUAAACGUUUGAAAAUGAAGAUCCUCGCCCGCUGGGACCGCAGUUCGGACUUCUCCUAUGACGACUCUAAGGUGGAGUUCAACGUGGACGCCCCCAACGGUGUGGUGAUGGAGGGCUACCUGUUCAAGAGGGCCAGCAACGCCUUUAAGACCUGGAACAGACGGUGGUUCUCCAUACAGAACAGUCAGCUGGUCUACCAGAAGAAGCUCAAGGACUCUCUCACGGUGGUGGUGGAGGACCUCAGGCUGUGCUCCGUUAAACCGUGUGAGGACAUCGAGAGGAGGUUCUGCUUCGAGGUCGUCUCCCCCUCCAAGAGCUGCAUGCUUCAGGCAGAGUCUGAGAAGUUGAGACAGUCGUGGAUUCAGGCGGUUCAGGCCAGCAUCGCCUCGGCCUACAGAGAGAGCCCAGACUCGUACUACAUAGAGUUUGCCCUCAAGGCAUCUGGAGUCUGA
Molecule: messenger RNA, 705 nt
Organism: Notothenia coriiceps (black rockcod)
Lineage: Eukaryota; Metazoa; Chordata; Actinopteri; Perciformes; Nototheniidae
Product: arf-GAP with coiled-coil, ANK repeat and PH domain-containing protein 3-like
Exons: 6
Coding region: 238-705 (155 amino acids)
Molecular function (GO): GTPase activator activity
Source: RefSeq, a predicted model, not a curated record